Messenger RNA from Arachis duranensis, 1652 nucleotides. Its product is annotated as protein FEZ-like. The transcript has 3 exons. Gene Ontology annotation, biological process: regulation of DNA-templated transcription. Gene Ontology annotation, molecular function: DNA binding. NCBI's taxonomy places the organism in Eukaryota, Viridiplantae, Streptophyta, Magnoliopsida, Fabales, Fabaceae. The coding region runs from base 40 to 1257 and encodes 405 amino acids. The record is from RefSeq and is a predicted model, not a curated record.
AUAUCCACCUCUUUCAACUCUCUACUCUUUCUUGAGGAGAUGGAAGGUGAGAAGCUUGACGAGAUCAUGUUACCAGGUUUCAGGUUCCACCCAACUGAUGAGGAGCUUGUCGGGUUCUACCUUAAGAGAAAGAUUCAGCAAAUGCCUCUGUCCAUUGAGCUCAUCAAGCAACUUGAUAUCUAUAAAUAUGAUCCUUGGGAUCUUCCAAAAGUGGCAGGUACAGGAGAGAAAGAGUGGUAUUUCUACUGUCCAAGAGACAGAAAAUACAGGAACAGUGCAAGGCCAAAUAGGGUAACUGGAGCUGGGUUCUGGAAAGCCACAGGGACUGACAGGCCUAUAUACUCCUCAGAGGGUUCAAAGUGCAUUGGACUCAAGAAAUCUUUGGUCUUCUACAAAGGCAGAGCUGCCAAAGGUGUUAAAACUGAUUGGAUGAUGCAUGAGUUUAGGCUUCCUUCUCUUGUUGACUCUUCUUCAUCCGACAAGACCACUAUUCCUGCUAAUGACUCUUGGGCAAUCUGCAGAAUAUUCAAGAAAACAAAUGCUACAGCUCAAAGAGCACUCUCUCACUCUUGGGUUUCUACCUUACCUGAAACAACACCAACCACCACUACCAAUGAUACAGAUCACAUAUUCAACAUGCCAACGAUGAUGGCAAAGAAAACUAGCUUCAUGACCCAGUUUUGCACUAACUACACUAGUGACACACAAAUCCAAGAUGUUGCAUCAUCUUAUAAACCACCCUUUAUUAAUAUUAAUCCAUUGCUUUACAAGCAGUUUGAUCAUCAUCAUCAUCAGUUACCACCUAUUAUUUCAAAUGGAGAUCUUAUAAGCAACGACUGCUUAAUACCCUCUUCUACUACUCCACUUGAAACAUCCUCUAAUAGUGCAAAACCUACUAUGGAUUUUUCUUCAUUGUUGCUGAACAUGUCAUCUUCUGUUCUUGGAGAUUUUGCUGGAAAGACAUCGUCGUCGUCCUCAUCCCAAGAGGGUACAGCAGCAGCAGCAACAGCAACAACAAUCACGAGUAGCUUCGGUGGUGGAAUGCAGGAGCACUACCCAACAAUACCAUUACUGCGUCAGAUGCAUCAAGGGAACAACAACAACAACAACAACAUUGGCAUCAACAACAACAACGUGUCUGCUGGCGGUGAAGAACAAGAGUUGGAGAAAGUUGGAUCCAUUGUUGGGUUCCCAUUCAUGAACAUUGGGGAUGCAUGGAAGUCAAAUAUGCUUUGGGAUACUUCUUGUCCCUUGUGAUAUGUGCCUGCUUUACUUACUUAAUUAAUUAGCAUUAUUAUUCCACAACCAAAGUAUUAUAUUUAUACUUAAUCCAGUUUAAUUAGUCAAAAUUAGAAGCCACUGUUUUUAUAGCUUCUAAUAAUUAGGUAGGACUAGCUUAGAGACUCUAGUUAUCUCUGACUUUUUUUUAAACUUAUAUUUAUGUUCAUUUUAUCUUAGCAUUUAGAAUCUUUUUUUAGGAGUUUCCAGUUCUGUUUUUCCGUAGUAGUAGGGUUUAGGGUUUUGUAUUCUAAAUAGGGAUAAAAUGUCAACUUGAAUGUUUGUGGAAUAUAAUUUUGAAAAACAAAUUGAAAUUAAGAGGCACGAGCUAAGGAAUGCUUGGAGAGACUCAUAUAUAUUAUAUCAGUUUUAUC